This is a messenger RNA of Penicillium arizonense, 126 nucleotides long. RefSeq lists its product as uncharacterized. NCBI's taxonomy places the organism in Eukaryota, Fungi, Ascomycota, Eurotiomycetes, Eurotiales, Aspergillaceae. Bases 1 to 126 code for a protein of 41 amino acids. The record is from RefSeq and is a predicted model, not a curated record. The transcript is spliced from 2 exons.
AUGUCCUAUGUGAAAUACUGCAAACCAAGGCCGCGGGCCAACAGCAGGAUGCAUAAGCCCCAGACGUUCGUUGUGCACGAUGAGGAGCAGCCCAUCGCCGACCGCGACAAUUCUUGUGGCGAGUAA